UUGGGGCGCAGACAGCCGCCGGAAAAAUUAAAUAUCUCGUAUACGGUCGGUGACUGGCACGCCGUAUUCUUGGUUGUAUUUACCAAAAGAAUUUGGAAAUAUAACGAACAUAAUGGCUUCAGAACGUUAUAGUUUUUCUCUCACAACUUUCAGUCCUUCGGGGAAACUGGUGCAGAUUGAGUAUGCUUUAGCCGCUGUGGCUGCUGGUGCUCCCAGUGUGGGAAUCAAAGCCUCCAAUGGUGUUGUACUUGCGACAGAAAAUAAACACAAAUCAAUUUUGUACGAUGAACACAGUGUAAGCAAAGUUGAAAUGAUAACUCCUUACAUUGGUAUGGUCUACAGUGGAAUGGGCCCUGAUUAUCGCUUGCUUGUAAAGCAAGCACGUAAGAUGGCUCAGCAAUAUUAUCUUGUUUAUAAAGAAUCUAUUCCUACUGCCCAACUUGUUCAACGAGUUGCUAUGUUAAUGCAAGAGUACACACAAUCUGGUGGUGUUCGACCAUUUGGUGUUUCUUUACUGAUCUGUGGCUGGGAUAAAGGAAAGCCCUACUUAUUUCAAUGUGAUCCAUCUGGGGCUUACUUUGCAUGGAAAGCAACUGCCAUGGGCAAAAACUUCAUCAACGGUAAAACUUUCUUAGAAAAACGUUAUAGUGAAGAUUUAGAGUUGGACGAUGCUGUGCACACCGCUAUUUUAACUUUAAAAGAAGGUUUUGAAGGUCAAAUGACAGCUGACAAUAUUGAAGUUGGCAUAUGUGAUGCAAAUGGUUUUCGCAGAUUAGACCCAUCAAAUGUUAAGGAUUAUUUGGCCAAUAUUCCUUAAUUUAGUUAAUAAUUAUGAUUUAUUCAGAAUAAUUUUACAAAAUACUUGUGUUUGAUUGGCAUACAAAUGGAAUACCAAUAUUAAAAAAAAAUAAAUUGUUCUUUUAUAUUCUAUAAAAACUUGAGCACUAUUCUUUAUCAGUGAUCCAUAUAAUUAGUUCUCAAUUAAAAAGAGUGUUUAUCUUAAGGUUGGUUUAUAAACUAGUUAAGCAUUUAUUAUUUACAAAAAUUAUGAGUUACAUAAAAUAAAUGAGUCAAACA
Messenger RNA from Trichogramma pretiosum, 1077 nucleotides. RefSeq names its product proteasome subunit alpha type-2 (gene Prosalpha2). Bases 113 to 817 code for a protein of 234 amino acids. The transcript has 3 exons. The record is from RefSeq and is a predicted model, not a curated record. NCBI's taxonomy places the organism in Eukaryota, Metazoa, Arthropoda, Insecta, Hymenoptera, Trichogrammatidae. Gene Ontology annotation, biological process: ubiquitin-dependent protein catabolic process. Gene Ontology annotation, cellular component: proteasome core complex, alpha-subunit complex; proteasome core complex.